CACGCUCCUCGCGCAGAAGGAAUCGGAAAGACUACUGGGAAAUCAACAACAAAUCGACAUAACAGGGAGCUGGCCUGUUCUUCCGCCUUUUUCCUCUGCUGUGGAAGACAAAUUAAAUAUAUCCGCGGAUUCGUACUUUUACCGGAUUCGGCUAACGUUUGGGGCCUACAGAGUUGCAGAAAUGAGUCAGUGGUUGGAGCUUCAACAACUGGAUUCAAAGUUUUUGGAACAGGUCGACCAACUGUACGAUGACAGCUUCCCGAUGGCCAUCCGGCAGUACCUCAGCAGCUGGAUAGAAAGCCACGACUGGGACCAUGUUGCUAAUGUGGAGAAUGAGUCUCUGGCAACCGUGAGGUUUCAUGAUCUUUUGACCCAGUUGGAUCACCAACACAGCCGUUUCGCGAUGGAGAAAGACUUCCUGAACCAGCACAACAUACGCAAGAUCAAGAGGAACUUGCAGAGCCUCUUCCAAGACGAUCCUGUCUCCAUGGCGAUGAUCAUCAGUAGGAACCUUAGCGAGGAAAGGAAGAUUCUGGCUGCUGCCCAAGUGUCAGAGAAUCGAACUGAAAGCACCCAAAAUGACAUGAUCGUGGAGAAACAUCGAGAAAUGGAUGGAAGGGUGAAAGACAUAAAGAUGAAAGUACAGGACACAGAGCAGACUAUCAAAAAUCUAGAAGACCAGCAAGACGAAUACGACUUCAAAAGCAAAACUCUACAAAGCAGAGAGGAACUGAACGGGACUAUUUCAAAGGAAGACCUGAACCGUGAGAGACUGACUAUCCAUGCCAUGUUUGUGAAACUCAAUGAAACAAGAACGAAAGUGAUCAGUCAGAUGUCAGAGGUGUUAAACAAUAUGGAUCCGGUGGUCUUUGAGCUAAUCUCAACAGAACUGGCCGAAUGGAGGUGCCGUCAACAGAUGGCUUGCAUCGGUGGACUAACCAAUGUCUGCUUGGACCAGCUGCAGAACUGGUUUACUUCUCUAGGAGAAUCUCUGCUUCAGCUCAGGCAGCAGCUCAAGAAACUUCUGGAGCUGGAGCAGAAAUUCACAUACGAAAACGAUCCCAUCACCCUCAGCAAAAGCACUCUGGAGGACAGGAUCAUGCUGAACCUCAAAAAUCUCAUCACAAACUCCUUGGUAGUCGAGCGACAGCCAUGCAUGCCGACCCAACUGCAAAGACCUUUGGUGUUGAAGACUGGUGUUCUGUUCACCCUCAAAUUACGGCUGCUCAUAAAACUUCAGGAAUUCAACCACACUGUUCGGGUUAAGGUGCAAUUCGAUAAGGAUAUCGUUGAGAAACGGAAAGGGUUUCGCAUGUUCAACAUCUUGGGAACUGCCAUGAAGGUGAUGAACAUGGAGGAAUCCAACGGGAUGGCAGCAGAAUUCCGUCAUCUGCAACUGAAAGAGAAGAAAGUUACCGGAAACAGAACAAGUGAGGGCCCUCUGAUCGUCACGGAGGAACUUCACUCCAUUACCUUCGAGGCUGAGCUCUGCUGGUCUGGAAUGGUCAUGAACUUUGAGGUCAGAAGAUUGCCCAUAGUUGUGAUCUCCAAAAACGUCAAUCAGCUCCCCAGGGAUGGGCCCCCCUCCAUCAGUUGGUACAACAUGACUGACUUUCUGAGCCGUCCCAAGGGAUUUGUUUUCUUCGUGACUCCUCCUUCAGCCACAUGGGGGCAUCUAGCGGAGGUGCUGAGCUGGCAGUUCUCCUCCAUCACAAAAAGAGGCCUUAACCAAGAACAGUUAAGCAUGCUGGGUACCAAACUCCUCGGACCUAAAGCUGUAAUGGAUCCUGAAGCUCAGAUUCCUUGGAAUAGAUUCUGCAAGUCUGGCAGUGAGAAGAACUUCACCUUCUGGCUGUGGAUUGAAGGGAUUUUGGACUUAAUAAAGAGACACCUGCUGAGUCUGUGGGACGAUGGCUGUAUAAUGGGCUUUGUGACCAAAGACCGAACUAAAGCUCUGCUACAUGACAAAUUGUCCGGGACAUUUCUGUUGCGCUUCAGCGAGAGCAACCGUGACGGAGCCAUCACAUUCAGCUGGGUUGAACAUGACGCAAACGAAGAGCCACAGAUUCGCUCCGUGGAGCCCUACACGAAGAAGGAACUCUCUGCCGUCUCACUUCCUGACAUCAUUCGCAAUUAUCGUGUAAUGGCAGCCGACAACGUCCCAGAAAACCCACUGCGCUUCCUGUUUCCCAAUAUACCCAAAGACGAGGCCUUCAAAAAAUACUACUCCAAACCUACUGACAAGCAAGAACCAAUGGAUGUGGAUAAGAAGUUACAUGAGGGAUACAUAAGCACCACUCUCAUCUCCAUCUCUGAAAUGUAA
Molecule: messenger RNA, 2323 nt
Organism: Cyprinus carpio (common carp)
Lineage: Eukaryota; Metazoa; Chordata; Actinopteri; Cypriniformes; Cyprinidae
Gene: stat1a
Product: signal transducer and activator of transcription 1a
Exons: 22
Coding region: 182-2323 (713 amino acids)
Biological process (GO): response to peptide hormone; cell surface receptor signaling pathway via JAK-STAT; regulation of cell population proliferation
Molecular function (GO): DNA-binding transcription factor activity, RNA polymerase II-specific; RNA polymerase II cis-regulatory region sequence-specific DNA binding
Source: RefSeq, a predicted model, not a curated record